AUGCUUCUGACCUUCGCCACCUUUAUUGCUCUCACGGCUUCAUCGUUUGCGCGUAAGCAGACCUUCACUGUGACUGGAAAUCUUGAAUGUAAUGGUAAACCAGCCGCACAUCAACAGAUUGAGCUGAAAUUCACAGAUCCACUGAUGAAAGGCGAAGUAGCGGCAAAUGUCAAAACCGCGUCUGAUGGGUCCUUCAAAAUCAGCGGAUCCAAGAAAGCGAGGGCUUCGCAAAAAGCGUAUGUGUGGAUUGAGCACAAAUGUGAUCCAAAGCGAAGAGGAGGCUGUGAUGUAAUGAGCUACUUACCAAUUCCUUCAUCGUAUGACGGGAAAGUCUAUUCAAUUGGGAAGAAGGAACUGUCAAAAGAACUUUAUUACAAUAGUUGUGAUGACGUGGACAAUUAA
Messenger RNA from Necator americanus (New World hookworm), 402 nucleotides. RefSeq lists its product as uncharacterized. Bases 1 to 402 code for a protein of 133 amino acids. The transcript has 4 exons. The record is from RefSeq and is a predicted model, not a curated record. Gene Ontology annotation, cellular component: cell surface. Lineage: Eukaryota; Metazoa; Nematoda; Chromadorea; Rhabditida; Ancylostomatidae.